Molecule: messenger RNA, 7815 nt
Organism: Talaromyces amestolkiae
Lineage: Eukaryota; Fungi; Ascomycota; Eurotiomycetes; Eurotiales; Trichocomaceae
Exons: 15
Coding region: 1-7815 (2604 amino acids)
Biological process (GO): fatty acid biosynthetic process; secondary metabolite biosynthetic process
Molecular function (GO): oxidoreductase activity; phosphopantetheine binding; 3-oxoacyl-[acyl-carrier-protein] synthase activity
Source: RefSeq, a predicted model, not a curated record
AUGGCUGAUUAUGAAAGUAUUCUUUCGAAACUCGCGGAUGAUGCCUCCAUGCCGAUUGCAGUAGUUGGUAUAGGAGGCAGAUUCCCGGGUGAGGCAACGAACCCUGAGAAGUUCUGGAAUAUGAUCUACAAUUCAAGACACGCUCUUACCGAAGUGCCCAAAGAUCGAUUUAACAUCGAUGCGUUCUAUCAUCCCUACGCUGAGCGUCAGGGAACAAUGAACGUGAGGGGGGGUCACUAUCUUACAGAGGAUGUCGGGCUUUUUGAUGCCCCAUUCUUCUCGAUCACUGCAAAAGAGGCCAAUGCCAUGGACCCUCAACAGAGGCUCGCGCUUGAGGUUGCGUACGAGAGUCUCGAAAAUGCUGGAAUGCGCAUGGAAGAUGUAUUAGGGUCAUCUAUGGCCUGUUAUAUGGCAUCGUUCACCAGAGAUUAUGCAACUCUUCGAGGUCACGAUGCUGAAGAUAUUCCACGUUACGAGGGAACAGGAAACGGAUCUGCCAUGAUAUCCAAUCGCAUUUCAUGGUUUUUUGACCUCAAGGGUCCUAGCUUGAGUUUGGACACAGCAUGUUCUUCAUCGCUGGUAGCUUUACAUCUUGCAUGCCAAAGUAUCAGAACAGGAGAGACAAACACUGCUCUAGUGGGUGGAACGAAUUUGAUUCUGAUGCCGGAGAUGCAAACUGCAAUGACUUCCUUAAACUUCUUGAGCCCAGACAGCAAGUCUCAGUCAUUUGAUCAUAAAGCCAACGGUUAUUCACGUGGUGAGGGUGCCGCUGUCAUCGUCAUCAAGUCUCUUGCCGAUGCCAUCCGGGAUGGCAACACUAUUAGAGGUGUAAUUAGGGGUACUGCAGUGAACCAGGACGGCAAGACUCCAGGUAUCACCCUACCAUCGGCGAAGGCUCAGGAAGAACUUAUCAGAGCUACAUAUGCCAGCGCAGGCUUGGACUUUGAUUCCACCGAGUACUUUGAAGCUCACGGAACAGGAACUGCGGCUGGUGAUCCCCUAGAAGCGUCGGCCAUUGCCGCUACUAUCAGUGCAUCUCGCCCUAAAGACAAGCCUCUACUUAUAGGAUCUGUGAAGACAAAUAUCGGUCAUAUGGAGGGAGCUAGUGGUUUGGCUGGACUCAUCAAAGCUCUAUUCGUUUUGGAAAAAGGCAUAAUCCCGCCCAAUCUUUGGUUCGAGAAAGCAAACCCACGUAUUCCAAUGGAGAAAUGGCGUCUCAAGGUACCUACAAAACUUGAGAUGUGGCCGACCAAAGGGCUUCGUCGCGCAAGUGUCAAUUCCUUCGGUUAUGGAGGUACAAAUGCUCACUGCAUUAUUGAUGAUGCGCGCCAUUAUCUGGAGUCUCGUGCCCUGGAUGGGGUACAUAAGACUGUUGAUUAUCCCUCAAGUAUAGACACCGAAGGAAGCACGGAUAAUAGCGAGGGAAGCAAUGAUGAUAGUAGCAGCACAAACAGCGACUUUCAGCAGACGCCUCUAAGCGGAUCCGAAAUAUCUGAUCCACAGAAAGAAAUUUCGCUUGAAUCAUUUGAUCAUCCAAAGCUCCUUGUCUGGACAUCUCAUGACCAGGUUGGCACUGACAGAACAGCAAAACAAAUCAUUGAUUAUAUUCAGGCCAGCACUGAUGACAAUAUCGUCUCUGAUCUUGCUUUUACCUUUUCUGAGCAUCGUAGCAGAAUGCCUUGGAAGACAUAUACUGUGGCGUCAUCGGCUACAGAGCUAUCUACAAGCCUCAGCAAGCACAUACCGAAGCCGGUGCGAUCAUCGCAGGUUCCAAAUUUGUGUUUCAUUUUCACUGGGCAAGGUGCACAGUGGUUUGCCAUGGGUCGAGAAUUGCUCGCGUACCCAUUGUUUAAAGAGCGCCUUGAGACUGCAUCUAACGCUUUCAAGGCCUUUGGUAGUUCUUGGUACCUUCUUGAUGAGUUGCUCUUGAGUGAAGAAGAGUCUCGCAUCAACGAGUCUGCAAUCAGCCAGCCGGCUUGUACAGCCCUACAGGUGGCCCUGGUUGAUCUUUUGGCCGAAUGGAACAUCAAACCGUCCGUUGUGAUCGGCCACUCAAGCGGAGAAAUUGCCGCAGCUUACGCCAAAGGGGCAAUUUCCCGCGAGGAUGCAUGGACUAUAGCGUAUCACCGAGGUCAUCUCUCUGGCAGCUUGAAGACGAAAGGUGCAAUGCUAGCGGUAGGCCUCGGAGAAAACGAUGUCCAGUCUUAUCUCGACCAAGUCUCUCCAGAUCAUGGUCAUGUUGUCGUGGCAUGUAUCAACAGUCCAUCCAGCGUUACUUUGUCUGGAGAUCUAUCCGCAAUUGCCGAGAUCAAGACUCUUCUUGAUGCUGACAAUGUCUUUAAUCGUAAACUAGCUGUCAAUACAGCAUAUCACUCUCCACAUAUGCAAGCCUUGGCUGAUGCAUAUACACAAUCGCUUAGCGGUUUGAAGCCAUCGAGGUCAGCAGAGAAGUCAAAUGUCACCAUGUUCUCGUCUGUCACGGGAGGAAUCGUUGAUGACGCGACACUCGCAACCCCGCAGUACUGGGUUUCGAAUAUGGUGAAUCCCGUCAAAUUCAAUCAUGCUGUUAAGGCAGGGUUAGAAUUCAGCCCGAGCAAGAGACGCACGGCGGGUAACGCUCAGUACGUGAACCAAUUCGUGGAGGUAGGACCGCACUCCGCUCUACAAGGGCCACUGAAACAGAUCCUGGAUGCCGGCCAAGGAAAGAAAAGAUAUGAAGUACCCUACGUGUCUAUUCUCUCGAGGGGUAAAGAUGCUGUUCGGUGUUGUCUUGAUUCUCUUGGUAAAUUAUUUCAGCGGGGUUAUCCUGUUGAUGUAUCCCGUAUCAACGGAAGUCAGAAUGAUAAUCAGAAUCCUCGCUUGUUGACAAAUCUGCCGCCAUUUGCAUGGAAUCAUUCUACGCGUUACUGGUACGAAUCAGCUGUCUCCGCAGCAUUUAGACACCGCAAACUACCCCGAUACGACCUUGUUGGUGUAUUGAACGAGCAUUCAACAGACGUUGAACCUUUCUGGACUAAUUACCUGCGUGUUUCCGAAGCACCGUGGAUCGAGCACCACAAAGUCCAAGGAACGAUAUUAUAUCCUCUGGCUGGUAUGAUUGUUAUGGCGAUUGAAGGAGCUCGUCAGAUUGCGGACCCUACGAAAGAAAUUGCUGGAUUCCAGGUACGAGAUGUUUCGGUCGGCAAAGCUAUGGUCCUUCAUCCCGAACUUCCUACCGAAACGAAGCUCCAAUUUAGACCAUGGAGAGCUGGUAGCCGUCUGUCGGAUUCAUUUUGGCAUGAGUUUACAAUCUCAUGCCGAACUCGCCAGGGAGUAUGGACUCAACACUGUGCUGGUUUGGUAGCCGUCAAGUACGAGACGGAACAAAACCCAACGUUUGCAGAUGAGGAGGCUGCUGCUGCUAAACGGCACCAUGAUGAGUAUAUUCGACUAUCCACAGCUGGGUUCAAUCCUGAUGAUCCUCGUCAAGUUUAUGCUUCACUGGCCGAGCUUGGUCUACAAUGGGGUCCUACCUUUACAGGCCUGGUCCAUAUUAGCUCUGGAGACUACGAAGCUCACUGCGAGCUCGAAAUCCCAGAUACCAAGAAGUAUAUGCCGGAAGCUUUCGAAUAUCCACACAUUGUUCACCCAGCUGCUUUAGACGCAUUUAUUCAGAUGGUUAUUCCUGCGUCUACGCCAGCUGGUGUUCAGCUUCAAAAAGCCAAGAUCCCUCGAUUCAUCGAAAGCUUGUAUAUCUCCAGUAAAAUCAGCUCUACACCUGGAACUCGAUUCUACGGCUACUCCAAGUCUAAGCCAUACGGCUUCAACGAAUCAAUCGGUACCAUCGUGGCAUCGGACCGUGAAUGGAAGGAGCCCAUGGUCGUGAUCGAUGGCUGCAGAAUUGUCACCCUAGAGAACAUGGCCGAUGGUAUGAACACAGAUGCAGCUGGAAGCUCUACGUUCUUGAGAAAGCUUGGUUCCCACCCUAAGUGGGAUCUUGAUCUCGAGCACUUUCAUUUGGAAAAAGCUAGAAAGUUUUUCGCACCGUAUGGUGAAAAAGUGGCAGAUGCAGAUUUGAACGUCAUUCGCGAUUUGGAGCUCGCAUCUUUCAUCUUCUGCAAGAGGAUACUAAAGCAAUUUUCUCCGUCUGACGCAAAAGCUUUUUCUCCUCAUCACCAAUUGUUCUAUGAGUACAUGCAGCACCGAUAUGAACUUGGAGAGCAAGGAAAGUUGGAUUGUCAAGAGAAGGAUGACAUUGACUGGCUGAAUACUACUCCAUCCUUUGAAGAAGAUCUUCUGUCAAGGGUAUCGGAGGCUACAAUUGAUGGCAAGGUUCUCUGUCAUCAGGGCUCACAAUUUGACAAAAUUCUUCGUGGGGAAAUAGAGCCUCUUCAGGUCCUAAUGCAGGAUUCUCUUUUGACCCAAUACUACCGAAAUGCUCUAGGGACGGAUAAGUGGAAUCCCAUCAUUGCCAAAUUUGUUCAACUCCUCUCUCACAAGAAGCCUCUCAGGAUUCUUGAGGUCGGAGCGGGAACCGGAGGCACCACGUCCGUGAUUUUAUCAGCACUUGGCCAACGCGAGGAUGCUGCUAAUUGGCUUGAAUCUUACACUUUCACGGACAUUAGUAGCGGUUUCUUCGGUGCCGCUGCUGCCGACUUCCAAGAAUGGUCGCCAUUUCUAGAGUACAAGGUUCUUGACAUUGUAAAGGAUCCUAUAGAACAAGGCUUGCCCUCUCACGCUUAUGACUUGAUCGUUGCAAAUAACGUUUUGCACGCGACUUCAUCGAUCAGCGCAUGUCUUGCUCACUGCAAAGAAAUGCUGAAACCCGGUGGUGUCUUGCUUCUUGGAGAAUUAACCACAACCCUUGCUAGGGUCCCCAUGGUCUUUGGAACACUUUCGGGAUGGUGGAGUGGUGAGCAGGAUGGCCGGAAAUGGGGUCCUAGACUGUCCGAGAAACUGUGGGAUAAGAAUCUCCGCGAACAGGGAUUCAGUGGUCUCGAUAUGUGCUUCAGGGACCACAGUACCGACGCUUACUCUAUCUCCUUGAUGCUUUCAACAGCCGAUCCUAUCCCCGAGGCUACACUUCCCAGUAACUUUACUAUUGUCGUACCGGAAAGUGAUGGAACACCUGCCCAUAAAUUGGCCGCCACACUAUCAGCAGAUCUCUCGGUGGCUGGGGCUAACACUCAACAAGUCUCCAUAUCCAAUGUUUCUAACGUGGAUUUAGCAGGUCAGACUUGUAUUUCGUUAAUUGAAGCAAAUGAGCCAUUGCUUCACACAACCGGUGAGAAAGAUUUCGCGGCGGUCAAACACAUAUUACUCACCUCUGAACGAACUUUGUGGAUUACCAACGGAGCUGCUAUGGAUAGUGAGUGUCCAGAAGGCAACCUUAUUGCGGGACUAGGUCGUACUAUUCGAAGUGAAAUUCCAUCUAUGCAACUUACCACCCUAGACUUGGAUCCAAACAGUCAGCUAGACUCCAAGACUCAUAUAACAGCGAUUAGUCAAGUUCUUCGAUCUAUGACCAAGAACGAUCUGGAAUGGGAGUAUGCACUGCGGCAAGAAAAGCUACACUCACUACGAUUAGUGCCCGACAAGACCUUGAACGCGAUGUUCGAGACAAGCAAGAUGGAGCCACCAGCUGUCACGCUCCCUUUCAACCAGCCUGGUCGUGCACUUGCUUUAGCUGUCAAGACUCCCGGCAUGCUAGAUACGUUCCAAUUUGUUGAUGACAAUGAAUAUUCAAAGCCUUUAGGUGCCAAAGAACUGGAAAUAGAAGUCAAGGCUGUCGGCAUGAACUUCCACGAUGUCAUGAUCGCAAUGGGUCAGAUCGCUGAUACUGAUCUCGGUGUUGAGUGCAGUGGUAUUGUCACCCGUGUUGGCGCGGAUGUCACCAAAUAUAAGCCCGGCGAUCGUGUUAUUACCUUCCGUUUGGGUUGCUAUCGCACGUUCCUGCGUAACCCGGAGGAGAUGUUCCAGAAAAUGCCAGAUUCCAUGUCCUUUGAGGUCGCGGCAUCUAUUCCUUGCAUCUACAGUACCGUUUACUAUUCGUUAUUCGAUGUCGCCCGUCUACAGCGUGGUGAGACAAUCCUCAUUCACGCAGCUGCAGGUGGUCUGGGUCAAGCUGCUAUCAUUCUUUCUCAACAUAUAGGGGCAAAGAUUUUCGUGACCGUUUCAUCUGAAGCGAAGAAACAGUUCUUGAUUGAUACAUAUGGCAUUUCCAAGGACCAUAUUUUCAAUAGUCGAGACCAUAGCUUUGCUACCGGUGUUAAGCGCAUGACCGGUGGACGAGGUGUUGAUGUAGUACUCAACUCGUUGGCAGGAGAGGCAUUGCGUCAGACAUGGCUCUGUGUGGCACCAUUCGGACGCUUUAUCGAGCUUGGAAAGAAGGAUAUUGUUGGAAAUACUGGUAUUGACAUGAGCCCAUUCAUGAACAACAUCAUAUUUGCUGGUGUCAAUAUGUUGUCUGUAUAUCGCGACAAUAUUCCCCUGUUUGGACGCAUUAUUGCAGAUGUGAUGAAAUGCCUAGCUGAUGGCAUCAUUCGCCCCGUUCAGCCGCUGAAAGUCAUGAACUUCUCUCAAAUCGAGGAAGCCUUCCGUAUCAUGCAGACAGGAAAGCAUAUUGGUAAGAUGGUGCUGAGCGCCCAGCCUGAUGAUCUAGUACCGAUUGUUCCUCAAACCAUAAAGCCUUAUUCAUUCCCCGAGAAUGCCACGUACAUGAUUCCUGGUGGGCUGGGUGGUCUCGGUCGCGCGAUAGCCUACUGGAUGGUGCAACAGGGUGCUCGACAUAUCGUCUUCACCUCUCGUUCUGGAGCAACAAAACCAGAAGCUCAAAAGCUUCUAGCAGAACUCCACAAAAUGGGUGCAAAGACCAUGGCAUUUGCCUGCGACAUCAGUAAGGUCUCCGAAUUGCAAAAGGUUCUCACUGCUAUAGACAAGGAGUUCCCGCCGAUCAAGGGUGUCAUAACCUGUGCUAUGCAGCUUCAGGACGUUCUAUUCGAGAACAUGUCGGUCGAUGACUUCCACGCCGCUGUUCGCCCCAAGGUUCAAGCUACCAGAAACCUCCACGACAUGUUGCCCAAGGACAUGGACUUUUUUGUUUGUCUAUCAUCAACAGGAGGCAUCGUUGGUUCCCGAGGUCAAGGAAAUUACAAUGCUGGUAACACGUUCCAAGAUGCUAUCGCCAAUCACCGCCGCGCCCACGGACAAAGUGCGACAAGUAUCAAUCUCGGUGUUGUUCUCGGUAUUGGUAUUACAGCUCAGAGAGGAGAGAUUCUGUCAUACCUUAAAACAGGUGCGAUGAUUGGUAUCCACGAACAGGAGGUCUUGACAACUAUCCAAGCUGCCAUUGCCGGUCAACUUCCAGCCCAGGUUGUUGUUGGACUUGCAACCGGUGGUCUACUCAAGCAAAACGGCCACGAUGAUCCAUUCUGGUUCAGUGAGCCCCGUUUCGGUCCACUGCGCAUAUACGAUACGCAAGAACUCGGCGUGGCCAAAGGCGGUAGCUCAGACGAUGAACAGCUUCAAACAUUGCUUGGUGAGGCCAAGACUAUGGCUGAGGCUACAGAGGCUGUAUGCACUGCCCUCGUGCGCAAGCUUGCCAAGGCUAUGAUGAUAGAGGUGGAGGACCUGGACUCUUCUCGUCCAGCAAACUCUUAUGGAGUUGACAGUCUCGUGGCUGUUGAGGUACGUGCCUGGAUCUUCAAGGAAGUCAAGAGCGAUGUAUCCGUCUUUGAGAUUUUGAGCAACACGCCUUUGCUGUCAUUGGCAGCCAAAAUUGCGUCGAGGUCUACUCUUGUGUCUCCAAGUAUUCGUGGAGACGUUAAUGAAGCGUAA